This is a messenger RNA of Homarus americanus (American lobster), 1259 nucleotides long. RefSeq lists its product as uncharacterized. Gene Ontology annotation, cellular component: extracellular region. Gene Ontology annotation, molecular function: chitin binding. The record is from RefSeq and is a predicted model, not a curated record. The transcript is spliced from 4 exons. Bases 56 to 1120 code for a protein of 354 amino acids. NCBI's taxonomy places the organism in Eukaryota, Metazoa, Arthropoda, Malacostraca, Decapoda, Nephropidae.
GGGAGUUAACACGAUCUGGGGUCAGUGUACCUGUAGUCAUCGUGGGGGUAACAUCAUGCGUGGAUUAUCUUCUACCUGGGUGUGGAUAAUUCAGGUGCUGGUGACGGGCAGUGUGACGGGCAGUGUGACGAGUAGUGUGACGCGCAGGUUUGAGUGCCCCGAAGCUGGUAACUACUCCAUCCGGGGGAGUUGUGGCACCUUCAUUGAGUGUGUGCCGGGUCAGGGAGGAGUGCUCGAGCCCCUUCAGCGGACCUGUGACACCAACCUAGCCUUCUCUCCCUUCCUCAACACCUGCCUGGAGGAGUCUCUCGUUAAGGGAUGCAACAAGACGAUGAAAGGUGAUGAGAUGAAGUAUUUACGUAAGCCCUCACUGGACCACAUCUGUUACGACGCUCCCAACCAGUACAUGUGCGCCAACUGUAAGACCCUCGUCAACUGUGUGGACGGCAGGGCCCACGCGACCCAGUGUAACACGGGCAACUUCUGCUACAACUACAACAACGAGUUCGGGGGUCAUGUCUGCUACCCGGGGCGACCUACUCAGUGCCUCUGUCAAGACUCCAAUGUGUUCUACCGAGACGCCUACGAUCAAGGGGCGUUCUUCAUCUGUGACGAGUCCGGGGAGAAUAGGAUGCAUCAGUGCCCUGAAGGAGACUGGUUUGACGAGAAGGCGGUAGAGUGUCGCAGCUUCUCGGGUCUGCCCAGAUGUACAACACCUGGGACCUUCGCUCACGCCGAGGACUGUACCAGAUACUACAGCUGUAUCGUCACCACGCACGGCUGGCUACAACACGAGUAUCAGUGUCCCUACGACAGGGGGGUCCUCUUCUACAACGAGCAGACGGGGAGCUGCGAGGACCCCUGCUUCUGGGAGAAACCCAGAUUCGAAUGCACCCAAGAGGGGAGGUUCGGGGACCCGACGGACUGCAGGAGGUUCUACGUGUGUACGUGGGACGCGGUGGCUCACAAGUAUCGGCAGGUGCUGCGUCAGUGUCCCUCCGGGUUUGAGUGGCAACAGAUAGUGAGGAACGGAUCAGGGCGCUGUACCACCAUGGUGACGGAAGACUGUAUCCCUGUAACCAACACUCGCUGUAUCGUACCUGAGGGCCUCUGUAACUGACACUCACUGACAGUUCCUGCUUGACUGACACUCACUGACAGCUCCUACAAGACUGACAGUCUACCUUAUAGACAAUAAUAUCCUUGUUAACUGAUUCUGUUAUUUAUAUAUUGUUAAUUUAUUUAUGGAUGGCGACAAA